Messenger RNA from Daphnia carinata, 1817 nucleotides. RefSeq names its product potential E3 ubiquitin-protein ligase ariadne-2-like (gene ari-2). The transcript is spliced from 8 exons. Lineage: Eukaryota; Metazoa; Arthropoda; Branchiopoda; Diplostraca; Daphniidae. Gene Ontology annotation, cellular component: ubiquitin ligase complex; cytoplasm. Gene Ontology annotation, molecular function: ubiquitin conjugating enzyme binding; ubiquitin protein ligase activity; zinc ion binding. The record is from RefSeq and is a predicted model, not a curated record. Gene Ontology annotation, biological process: protein polyubiquitination; ubiquitin-dependent protein catabolic process; positive regulation of proteasomal ubiquitin-dependent protein catabolic process. Bases 177 to 1613 code for a protein of 478 amino acids.
AAAUACCCGAUAUUGUCCUAUCGGCAGAUGCAGAAGCUGUGUUGUUCGUGGGGAAGCAAAUAAUUACUUAACAUAACUUUCAUGAACGAAAAGCAUUAAAAACAUAUUUGCCUGGCCAGGUGGUCCUGGGAGGUUGUUUUUCGUCAACUUAAGCCAUUCCAACAUAAAAGUCCACCAUGUCAAACAAUGAUAAUGAGUCAGAUGUGGAAUAUUCUGAAACUGAGGAAUAUGGUUAUGAUGAUUAUUACAAUCCUUGUAAUGAUGCCGAUAAUGAAACCAUGAACCAAAAAAAAUGUGAUCCAGAACAUUUUGAAUUUGAGUGUCUAACAGUAGAUCAGGUGGAAAGAUUAUUGAAUGAAUUAGUAGAAACUUUGAGCAGCAGACUGAGAUUGACACCUUCCCUUUCCAAACUACUGCUACACACUCAUAACUGGGCUUUAGAUUCAGUCAUUAAAAUGUAUUUGGAAGAUGCCUCUCAGCUGCUAGUUCAAUCUAAACUAAAACCAGAAAAAACCCCUGUCGUUAAGACUCUAUCAAAAACUCUAGUUUGCCCAAUCUGUAUUGUUAUGCUACCAAAAGAUGUGUUUUGUGGAAUUGGAUGCAGCCAUCUCUUUUGUAAAGGUUGCUGGAAUGCUUAUCUUGAAACUCAGGUCAUGCAUGGUGUAUCUACAGGAACAGAAUGUAUGGGUUGUUCUGUUAUGGCAACAGAAGACUUUGUCUUGCCUUUACUAGCCACGCCUCAACUGAAGGAACGUUAUGUCCGUCACGCCUUCUCCGACUACGUUAGGUCCCAUCCGGAACUGAGAUUCUGCCCAGGCCCUAAUUGUAACAUAAUUAUAAGGGCCAAGGAAAACAAGGCCAAGAGGAUUGUUUGCCAUUCUUGCAAGACAACAUUCUGCUUUCGAUGUGGGAGUGAAUAUCACGCUCCAACUGACUGCGAAACAAUUAGACAGUGGCUGACCAAGUGUGCAGAUGAUAGCGAAACGGCCAACUAUAUUUCUGCUCAUACUAAAGUUUGCCCCAAGUGCCAAAUUUGUAUAGAAAAGAACGGUGGUUGUAACCACAUGCAAUGUUAUGGAUGUAAACAUGACUUUUGCUGGAUGUGCCUGGGCGAUUGGAAGACGCACGGGUCGGAAUACUACCGUUGCUCACGUUAUGAAGAGAACCCUAAUGUAGCCAACGAGUCGUCUCAUGCUCGAGCUAAAGAAGCCUUGAAAAAAUACCUCCAUUAUUUUGAACGAUGGGAAAAUCAUGCAAAAAGUUUACGACUGGAGGAGCAGACGUUGCAACGGAUUCGUGAACGCAUUCAGUGUAAAGUUAUGACAGGCACAGAGGGUACUUGGAUUGACUGGCAGUGUCUACUGGAUGCUGCUGCUUUGCUAGCACGUUGUAGAUAUACGCUGCAGUAUACUUACCCGUACGCUUAUUAUAUGGACGCGGGGCCCCGUAAAGAAUUGUUUGAGUAUCAACAGGCUCAGCUAGAAGCUGAGAUAGAAAACCUGUCGUGGAAGGUAGAACGUGCAGAGACAACCGAUCGAGGCGAUCUGGGCAUUCAAAUGGACGUUUGCGAAAAACGUCGUACCACACUUUUGCAAGAUUUUCUUGAAUCGUGAAGUUUUCUCUAAAUGUAACAAAGAGAAAGCAUGGAAAAUUUACCAACAAACUUGUAACUAUCGUCAGAUACUUUUUCUUUUUUGCCUGCAGCUUUAUCGAAAAAUCGAAAUUGCGAUGUGUCCUGUCCUUUUGAACAUUUUUUUUUGUUCGGCUCAUUUCAAAUUUUGUCCUCAUUUUUUUUGUUUCGAUUUUUAUGGCGUUUU